AUGGCUUUGCCAGGGUUGCUGCGGUUGGAGUGGAGAGGAUUGGAUUAUAUUCCUAGCAGGGUAAUGUCCUUUCUAAAAGCACAUCGAAUGGUUGAGAAGCGAUGUGAAGCAUAUCUAGCCUUUGUGAGGGAUGUUAGUGCUAAUACUCCCACCGUUGAGUUAGUUUCGAGACCGUUAGCAUUGGAUGUUCAGGCUUUGGCCAAUCAGUUAGUGAGGUUGGAUGAUUCGGAACCUAGCUGCAUUCUUGCUUGCGUGGUUUCUCGGUCUUCUUUGUACGAGCGCAUCAAGGCGUGUCGGUAUGAUGAUCCCCAUCUGCUUGUCCUUAAGAACACGGUGCAGUAUGACAAUGCCAAGGAGGUUACUAUUGGAGAUGAUGGGGCGUUGUGGAUGCAGAGCCAAAUUUGCGUGCCCAAUGUGAUUGGGUUGCGUGUGUUGAUUCUUGAGGAGGCCCACAUUUUGCGGAAUUCCAUUCAUCCAGUAUUUAUUAUCUUUGAUCAAGGCAUGCAGUUCACAUCAUAUUUCUGGUGCAGUGUGAGUUAG
Messenger RNA from Nicotiana tabacum (common tobacco), 540 nucleotides. The record is from RefSeq and is a predicted model, not a curated record. Lineage: Eukaryota; Viridiplantae; Streptophyta; Magnoliopsida; Solanales; Solanaceae.